Molecule: messenger RNA, 192 nt
Organism: Penicillium digitatum Pd1
Lineage: Eukaryota; Fungi; Ascomycota; Eurotiomycetes; Eurotiales; Aspergillaceae
Product: ribonuclease P protein subunit p40
Biological process (GO): tRNA 3'-end processing; tRNA 5'-leader removal; endonucleolytic cleavage in ITS1 to separate SSU-rRNA from 5.8S rRNA and LSU-rRNA from tricistronic rRNA transcript (SSU-rRNA, 5.8S rRNA, LSU-rRNA)
Cellular component (GO): multimeric ribonuclease P complex; ribonuclease MRP complex
Molecular function (GO): ribonuclease P activity; ribonuclease MRP activity
Source: RefSeq, a predicted model, not a curated record
AUGUUUGAACAAGUGGACGAUAUAUCGCGUCGUGAAAAGUGUUUCACAACCAUCGCACAGCUGCCAGCAUUCAUUGACCCGAAGCAGAUACCGGGCAAGAGAUCGCCCUUUUCAACGAUUCAAAACCAUGCAUUUGUGCACUCCGUAGGUAGCCGGUGGCUUGCUUUGAGAGGCGAAUGGCUAUUUGACUGA